AUGUAGAAAUUAAAUUAAGUUGAAGAUAAUCAAUUACUUACAAAUAAAUAGACUGCAAAACCUAAUUAAGCAAUUGAAUCUCUAGUAACUUAGAAGAUGGUUGCCUAUAAAUAACUUUAUAGAUAUGCAACAUAAUCAGAUAAAUUAUUAAUUUCGAUUGGUAUCUUAGCAUCUACAGGGAAUGGAGUAAUAAUGCCAAUGUUUUUUGUUAUAUUUGUUGACAUGGCAGAUGCAUUUUCAGGAUAGGAUCCAGAUAAAAUGAUUAGUGCUGCUGGAUAAUGUGCUAUGUAUAAAUAAAUAAUAUAUAUUAUAGAUGGUUCUUAGUUUUAGCAAGAUGUGCAUGGUUACUUUCAUUUUUAAGUUUCACUACAUUUAUGAUAUCAGGAGAAAGAUAGAGUAUAAGAAUGAGAAAAGAAUAUUUUAGUGCAAUUCUAAGAUAAGAAGUAGGAUGGUUUGAUUCUAUAAAUCCAAAUGAACUCAACACUAAAGUAGCAGAUGAAACAUUUGCUGUAGAAGAUGCUAAAAAUUUUCAAUAAUUAGUGGAUGGUAACUAGGUUUGGUGA
Molecule: messenger RNA, 563 nt
Organism: Paramecium primaurelia
Lineage: Eukaryota; Ciliophora; Oligohymenophorea; Peniculida; Parameciidae
Source: the annotation of a GenBank genome assembly